AUAGAAAAUCUAUCAGAGUGGAGAAGUAUAGCUGCUGGGCAACACACAGCGACAUUUCUCGCGCGCGGACACUCAUCUGUCGCUUCGGCUGUGCACUUAGCUGCAUUUUUAGCAAACGACAAAAACAUACACAAAAGCAGUUUGCACUAAAUGAGUUUACUCAAAGCGAUAUUUAAUUUUAAUAUUUCUACCGAUGCCUUUUUCCCGAUUGUGCGCGCCAUAGCCGAAUCAGCGUCACGGGCAAAAUUCUUUCAUAAAAUGGCGUCGUCCAUGAAUAUAUUUCACCCCGGCGACAUUGCAGCCACUUUGGCCUGUUGAAAACGAAAAAAAAGUGUUAUCAGUCAAAACGUUAUCGGUGACGAAGCUCAGUUUGCCUGAGCGGAGUGGUAUGGAGAGACCGAGUAGUUGCGUGAAAGUAUUAUACCCACAUGACACACGUCAUCCCGUAGAUGAUUUAUUGUAAACGAUAAGAAAAAAGUGAAUUUUGACUACGCAAAACGUGUAGGACUUGCGUGUGUAAAGUGUUCGAAUUGAUCGACUGAUAUUGAAAAGGCAACGACAGAUAAGGAAUCAACAUGUGCGCGGCUCAAACGAAUCCGCCCGCAAGUUUCAACUACACAUGGGGUUUCGCCGAUAACUCCCGUACUGAGUCGGUGGUAGAGAUCAGCCCCAACAUCAACUACACCGUGAGUGAUGCGACGAUGCCAUACUUGCAGCUACCGGACGGUGCUAGCAUUAUUGUGCAGAAGGAUGCCAAGGGUACGAUCACGCACGCCACCAACAAGGGUGCGGUCCGGCGGAUGAUCGUGGUCAACGAUCCGUCCGCGUUACAGCAAGGCACAGCGCAGCGUAUCAUUACCACCAGUGGUACCACAGCUACCGUUACCACCGGUCAUCCGGCAGUCAAGAAACAUGAGGUUAUAAAUCAAUCUAAUUCUGCCCUAGCCAACGGAAUCCUCGAUUCUAAAACAAAAACCAUCCUGACUACGAGUGGGUCGGCUGGCGGUGCCACAGCAUUCAUGUCCCCGUUGGGUCCGAUUCAGCUAACCGCCGAAGAAUGUAAUGACAUUCUGAUGAAACGAGCGGCGGCUGCUGUGGCCGCUAACAAUCAACAUGCCAUCACGACCAACACCGAUGGCCAUCAUGCUGCUAUUGCCGUUCAAGUUCAAAAGGUUAUUCAAGGACUUGAAGACGGCGAUGAUUCACAAGCGGCAACUUCGACACAUCAACUGAAAAUCGAACCAACCCUAAGUAUUUCACCCAAGCUAGAAGCCGUUGAAAUAGAUUAUAAUGAAUACGUUCAACAAGAAUCUGACACUCCCACACCUAAUGUAGUGCCCAAGGAACGACCAUAUUCUUGUGACCAAUGCGGAAAAUCCUUUCUGCUGAAGCAUCAUCUUACAACACAUGCUCGAGUUCACACCGGCGAACGACCCCACGUGUGCGUCCACUGCGGCAAGGAUUUUGCUCACAAGCAUUGCUUGAAUACCCAUCUGUUGCUACACUCGACGGAUCGUCCUUAUCAGUGUCAGGAGUGCAAGAAGAGCUUCACGUUGAAACAUCACCUGCUGACACAUUCGCGUGUGCACAGUCGCGAGCGUCCAUUUGUGUGCCAGGAAUGUGGUAGAUCCUUCCCACUGAAACGUCAUCUGGUGACGCACAGCAAGUUCCACGCCGGUGAGCGACCCUACGUAUGUGAAGAUUGCGGUGAAAGUUUCGCCCAAAAGGAGCAUUUGGUAAUGCACUCACGUUUUCACGGCUCGGUAAAUCCGUUCGUGUGUCCCGACUGUGGGGCCACAUUCCCUCGCAAAUUCCAACUGGUGAAUCAUGGAAAACUGCACGGACGUAUCCCGCACUCGUGUACACUGUGCGGAAAGGAGUUCCUGCAGAAAAGAACACUCGCUGCGCACAUGAGAAUUCACACUGGCGAUCAACCAUUCCCGUGCAUUGCAUGUGGCGAAGGGUUCCGCACCAAAUCCGAACUGAACGCUCACAACCGUCUAACCCAUGGUGGAGUCAACCCGAACUCGUCGAACACCACAAUCAUAACCACCAAUACGGUUGUUACAAGCAACGCUCAACAGCAAGCACAGGCACAGGCCCAGGCGCAAGCACAGGCCCAAGCUCAGGCUCAGGCACAACAGCAUGCCCAACAACAGGCGGCUGCGCAAGCGCAAGCUCAACAACAGCAACAGCAUCAACAACAACAGCAACAGCACAUCGAAGUACAACAAAUUCAGCACCACCAGGGCCAACAGACAGUGCAGGAUGUUAACACUGGCAACAUUAUAACCACCAUUGCUACCGGUCAGAGCUCACCGGAAACGUCUCCGCGCCCUCAGUACGCUUGUCGUGAAUGCGGCAGUGCAUUCAAUAGCCGCGAAGCGCUCGCCCUGCAUUUACGGCUACACACUGGAGAUAAGAGUUUAAUGACAGAUUUGUGCGCCCUUACAGCUGCUAUUCCCGGUCAUCUGUUUCCUGUCAAUCAAGAAUAUUCACUAAUAGGAGGUGGAACUACCGUUGUUACCACAAAUCCUGUAAUGCAAUCGUCUCCCGUUCCAGUACAAAUUAUCACAUCCUCCGGUCAGGUGGUACAGCAAACGCUGCAGCCGCAGAGCCCCCCUCACCAGCAGAUACAGGUUCAGCAACACCAGCAGCAACAGCAAGUUCAAUCCCAUGCCAAUCAUCAGCAGCAGGUGCAGGUUGUCCAACAGCAAGCCCAGGUCCAGCAGCAGGUACAACAUCCCCAAACGGUUGUGGUGGCACAGGCAAAACCGAAGUCUCACUACUGCGGACACUGCGGCAAAGGAUUCGCCGCUAAACACGGGCUGUUAUUGCAUAACCGUCGUCAUCCGAAUGGUGGCUGUACCGUGCGGACACACGUGUGCGAAUGUGGUAAAGCAUUUUUCCAGAAGAACCAUCUCAUGCUUCACCAGCGUCAGCAUCUGGAGCAGAAUCAGCGUGGUGGCCAGAACCAAGCGCAAGCACAACAGAACCAGCCCCAACAGCAGCUGGUUGUGAUUCAACAAACUAAUCAAGAAGCAUUGGCACAACAGCAACAACAGGCAGCGCAACAGCAAGCACAACAGCAGCAGGCGGCCCAACAGCAGCAAGUUGUUCAGCAACAUCAACUACAGCAGCAACAGGCUCAGCAGCAAGCCCAACAGCAACAGCAAAACCAGGCCCAGAACAACCAGCAGCACGCGAUGCGCAACCUGGUUAUCGCUAACCAGCCUGUGCAGGUACAAUAUGUCCAGGUCCUCGAGAGCAACACUGCACAGGUCAUCAAGUACGAGAUCAUUCACGAUUCGUCGAGGCAGUCAAAUGUCGAGUGAGAAGAGGCUAUGCUCCGUAUAACCAAACCGGAUGGUACGGAGGAAAUGAAGAAAGUAUUCAUACUGAAGAAUGAGGUGGGAUGAAAUUUGCUGAACACCGCUGCAACAACCGCCGCCGCAGCUGCCUCCGCGGCCAAUUCUGGCAAUGUCGGCCCGGUGACCUCGCUGGUCGCAGUUCCAUCGGCAGCAUCAGUGGCGGUAACUGGUCAAACACCUCAGGCUAUGACCAUUACACCUACUGUAACUAGUGCCGGUGGAGGUUUUCUCAUUCAUCAUCCGUCUGGUGCCAUUAUGGCCACCCAGCAAUCCCAUACACCAGCACAGCAAUCGCAUCUGCCCAGCGGGAACAAUCAUCAGCAGCACCAUCAUCAUCAGCAACACAUACAACAGCAGCAACAUACAAAUGCAGACAGUGAAGAUAAGAGCGGUAUUAUUGUAAAUAUGGAUCAUCACCCACAGCAGCAGCAGCAGCAGCAGCAUCGGCAUCAGCAUCAUCAUCAUCAUCAGCAGCAGCAACAACAACAGCAACAUUCACAGCAGAUAGUUAUGGGAGAGAUAAUAGAUUACAAGGAUGCAUCCAUAAUCAAUUCGGGAGGUGGUGCUCUAAGAGGAGAUAAUCAUCACAACUAUGCGGCUGCCAAUGCAAUUGUAGUCAGUGAAAGUGGUGAAUAUCAGCAUAUUUAUCAGCAGAGAAUGAUCCAGCAGCCGCCUGUCGCACCUAGUGGAUCAGGUGAAUAUACCCCGGGGCGGCAGCCUGAACUGCCCACGUUGAUUAAGAAUGAAACCUUGUAACGUUAGUCUCCUAGUUGAUUUCGUAGGUAUUCCUAGAAGUAGAUAUUUCUAGCAUUAUUGCGGUCAAACGUGUCAAUUGUUUAUAUUACGACAAAGAGUUUUAUUUCGAGCACAUUUUGUUUUCGCUCAGACACAGGUUUAAUACUGAAAUGGCGAUUUGUCCGAAGAAAAGUUUGAUAUAGUUUUAGAGCAGAAUUAGAUGUACAACACUACAUUUGUACAAAAACAGAAAAGGUUUAAUUUAUGGCAUUUUCCUUUUGUUAGGAAUGAUAAGAUUUAAAAAAGUGUAAAACCAACAGUAGAGUAAUUGAAGCCAGUGAGCAACAUGGAGAUACCUAUGUUUAGUUCUGAAGGGUUUGUGCCCGAACACCGUGCGUUACUUAUAAAGCAGAGUUUUAACAUGUGUUGCAGGUUUUACCUCUUUCGCCCUGUAAAUAGUGCUACUCUAUAUAUUAUUUAGGACUCUCGAACCAAUCAGAAAUAGAUAGGAUUGAGUACAGGAGUAAUUGUUGAAUGCGUUUUAAUAAUGGCAGGCUAAAGAAACAGCAAAUUGAUAUCUCUUAUUUUUGUUAAACAUGGAACGAUAAUAUGAUCAAUAAAAGGAAGAGUUAAAGCAACAAUCUGUAAAUAGCUAUCAAUUUUCUUCGGGAUUGCCAGGAUUUUCACGGGUUCACAGAUACAUUGUUUGCGGCCAUAUUGUUUUCCGUGUUAAAUCUAAACUGAAGGCAAUUUCCCCUAUUACAAAUAAUCAUGCGCUUAAGUUUAAUUAAAUGAAAAAAAAAUUCAAAUCAGCACGCAAUGUUGUGUUGCGUCUAUUUCAUUUUCUUCGAACUAAGCUCACUAGGUUAGGUGAAGUAGUACACAUUCUUGUGAAGAAAUGCAAUCGACCCGUUUUGGAAAGUACUUUUAGUUUUGUGAGUCACUAAUGUCAUUCAUAAUAGUCUAGUAUAACAUUUUAUUUAAGCCGAUAAUUUGUAAAAAUAAACUUCAUAUACCAUACAGCUUAUAAAGCUUACGGUUGGCAGUAACAAGCAUCCACUUUUUAUGGAAUAUGGUGCGGUCCACGGGGAGGUAACAAAAGUGAAGUUGAAUCAGACCGAAUCAGUGUAAAUUCCUAGAACCGCAACGCAACAGAUUCCGAAGGAUAAUAAAUCUGUACAUUUUAAAUGGAAAUGCUUAUCGAUAUGUAAACGCGAGAAGAAUAGAUUUGUGGAUAAUAAAUAUUUUAAUAAUGAUA
Malaya genurostris is the source of this 5364-nucleotide messenger RNA. It is a transcript of the gene cg, whose product is annotated as zinc finger protein 569. The transcript has 12 exons. Bases 576 to 3335 code for a protein of 919 amino acids. Gene Ontology annotation, molecular function: RNA polymerase II cis-regulatory region sequence-specific DNA binding; DNA-binding transcription repressor activity, RNA polymerase II-specific. Gene Ontology annotation, biological process: negative regulation of transcription by RNA polymerase II. NCBI's taxonomy places the organism in Eukaryota, Metazoa, Arthropoda, Insecta, Diptera, Culicidae. The record is from RefSeq and is a predicted model, not a curated record.